AUGUACGCUACGUUCUCUAAGCGUCGUCUUGGCCUUUAUAACAAGGCGAGCGAGCUCAGCACUCUUUGUAGUGUUGACGUUGGAGUAAUUAUAUCGUCUCCAAGAGGAAUCCCACACUCGUUUUAUAGUCCGAGUAUGGGAGUUGUAUUGGAGAGAUACUUAAAUCCCAACAUGCCCGUGAGCGGUGUUCCUCGAUUCAUCGACAAUCAUUCCCGGAACCAAAUCGCACGGCUCAAUCAAGAGCUCGACGAGGUUCUGGAAAUGAAAGAGCAAUUAAAAAUAAGGGAUAAACAAGUCGAUGAAAUUGAUCGAACCCGUCCCAAGGGCUGGUGGGAGCAAGUACCUAUCGAGAGCCUGGAUGCAAACCAGGUCCAAAUGUGGAUCUCCCGAUUCGAGAACCUUCGUGCCCAAAUCCGGGCUCGUAAGGAAGAGAUCGAGCACUGCGCCUGA
Messenger RNA from Andrographis paniculata, 450 nucleotides. Its product is annotated as agamous-like MADS-box protein AGL62. The record is from RefSeq and is a predicted model, not a curated record. Bases 1 to 450 code for a protein of 149 amino acids. The transcript has a single exon. Gene Ontology annotation, biological process: regulation of transcription by RNA polymerase II. Gene Ontology annotation, molecular function: RNA polymerase II cis-regulatory region sequence-specific DNA binding; DNA-binding transcription factor activity, RNA polymerase II-specific; protein dimerization activity. Lineage: Eukaryota; Viridiplantae; Streptophyta; Magnoliopsida; Lamiales; Acanthaceae.